Messenger RNA from Artibeus jamaicensis (Jamaican fruit-eating bat), 1934 nucleotides. RefSeq names its product YY1 associated factor 2 (gene YAF2). Gene Ontology annotation, biological process: positive regulation of DNA-templated transcription. The coding region runs from base 180 to 794 and encodes 204 amino acids. The record is from RefSeq and is a predicted model, not a curated record. Gene Ontology annotation, cellular component: nucleus. The transcript is spliced from 5 exons. Gene Ontology annotation, molecular function: DNA binding; transcription coregulator activity. NCBI's taxonomy places the organism in Eukaryota, Metazoa, Chordata, Mammalia, Chiroptera, Phyllostomidae.
AGGCAGGAGUUUCCCCGACAGCUGGAGGCUGCGUGGGAUCCGGCGGCGGCUCCGAGCUCAGCGGUGCGGCCUUCCCCGCCCCCUCUCUCCCUCCUCCCCCGCCCGUUUCCGCCCGGCUUAUUAUCCUUCUUAUUGACAAACAGCAGCGGCGAUUCUCCGCGUGCAUCUGUAGCCAAGCCAUGGGAGACAAGAAGAGCCCCACCAGGCCGAAGCGACAGCCGAAGCCGUCCUCAGAUGAGGGUUACUGGGACUGUAGCGUCUGCACCUUCCGGAAUAGUGCCGAGGCCUUCAAGUGCAUGAUGUGCGAUGUGCGGAAGGGCACCUCCACCCGAUCCACAUUCUUUGAAGUUAUUGUGAAUGCCUUGAGGACCAAGGAACCGUUGAAAUUUCCAAUUUCAGGAAGGAAGCCUCGGCCCGUCUCCCAGUUGGUUGCACAGCAGGUUACUCAGCAGUUUGUGCCCCCUACACAGUCAAAGAAAGAGAAAAAAGAUAAAGUAGAAAAAGAAAAAAGUGAAAAGGAAACAACUAGCAAAAAGAACAGUCAUAAGAAAACCAGGCCAAGAUUGAAAAAUGUGGAUCGGAGUAGUGCUCAGCAUUUGGAAGUUACCGUUGGAGAUCUGACAGUGAUUAUUACAGACUUUAAGGAGAAAACGAAGUCCCCGCCUGCAUCUAGUGCUGCUUCUGGAGAUCAGCACAGUCAGAGUGGCUCUAGCUCUGAUAACACAGAGAGGGGAAUGUCCAGGUCAUCUUCACCCAGAGGAGAAGCCUCAUCAUUGAAUGGAGAAUCUCAUUAAAGUUUAUUUUCUCCAGUUUCUUAGUCACUUCUAUCAUACCAUGCAAGUACACAGAUUAUGCCAAUAUUACCACAUUUUCAUGACAGACAUACUCAUGCACAAUCCAUAAUUUGCGUUUUACAUAAAAUAGAAAUUUGUUAGAAUUUGUUAGAUUUUAUUGCAAUCUGUGCCUACCAGACAUUUCCAGACUUCAACAUUUUGGUCUCCACAGUUAAAGGUGCCAUGAAAAUGUGUUUGAAUUAUUCAUUAUUGCAGUGUUAUUGGUAAGUCUGUUUUCACUUUUAGUUUAGUGAAUUCUAACACAUAAAUCUUGAAUUCUCUACUAUUGGCAUGUAACGAAUUUAAAUUUUUAUAACAUAGUGCAAGCUGCCUAAAUAUGUAUUAUUUGAGAAUUGUGAAACAAAUAGUUAUAUGUAUACAAGUCAAAGAUCAACUUAAUCAGCUAUUGCUGCAACAAGAUUUUCUUAAUGGUUAUCCUCUUAAUACACCUGCUGGUACUUGGUGUGGUUAAAUAGGAAAAUUGUUAUUAAAUAAAGAAUUUGUAUGAACCAUUGCCAAUGUUUUUGACACAUUUUACUAAAUUAUUAUUCCUGAAUUAUAUUUCUGGUUUUAUCUUUUUUUCCUUAUCUUUUAAAACAUUCAUUUAUUGUAAUGUUUACUCUCAGAUAAGUAAACAAUAAAACAUUGAUUAUUUAGCUUUAUAAUUCAGGUUUAGUGCUAUUGUCAUUGAACACUGGUAUUUUCUGUAUUAUAUAAAAAAUUAAAAUUCAAGUAAUUAUAAGCAUUUGGCCAAUGCAGAAGAGAAAAGAAACCUGCCAUAUUUUAAAAGCUGUAAUUUUGGAAAAGCUUUAACUUAAUAGUUCUAUCACUGUUUCCUUGCUCCAAACUUUAUCCAGGGUUAUAGAGGUAUGAAUCUAAUUAAUACAGAAAUGGGAACUGUUGCACAGAACUGGAGAAAAAAUAGUCUCAAAUAGUUUAAUUGGCCUCUUAUUAAAUGUAACAAUUCUUAUGAAAAUCAUAGUGCCCUACUUACAGACAUAUCUGCCAGUUUAUGCAUUUCUCAGUAUCUCCAAGUGAAAAGUAUUUACAGCCCCACUUACUAUUAUGCAAAGUUAUGAAUAAAAUAUUUUUAUGACUACA